AUGGGGCUCUGCUACAGCCUACGCCCGCGGCUCUUUGGCGAAUCCGGCACAGCAGCAGGCGGCGGCGGCGGCGGCGGCGGCUCCAUCUCCAGCGCUGCCGCCACGACCACCUCGGAGACCGAACAACAGCCAUCGCCACCGCCCUCGGCAGAACCCUCGGCCCGGGCGCCGCCUCUCCUGCCCGGAGCUCAGGCCGGGAAAUCGAGAGGCAGAAGCGCAGGGAAAGGAAGCGGCAGCAGCAGCAUCAGCGGCGAGAGCGAAGGAGCCGGUGGAAAGCCGCGCGUGGGGGAGGCGGACGGGACCCUGCUGCUCCUGCAGAACGGAGAGGGGAACGGGGCGGCUCCCCGGGAGAAAGAACGGGAAUCGCCGCAGGGGCCGCCGGCAUCUCAGGCCAAGCCCGCCGCUGGCAAACAACAGUCUCUGACGCUGCAGAGACCCUGGGAGAAGGGGCGCUUGGAGGAGCGGGAGGCGGAGAAGGAAGCCAGGCGAGUCAGCAAGAGCAUUGACCGGGCGCUAAAGGAGCAGAAGCGGGAAUACAAGCAAACGCACCGCCUGCUGCUGUUGGGGGCUGGUGAAUCAGGAAAAAGCACUAUUGUCAAGCAGAUGAGGAUCUUGCAUGUAAAUGGAUUUAAUUCAGAAGAAAAGAAACAAAAAAUUCUGGAUAUUCGGAAAAAUGUAAAAGAUGCAAUUGUGACUAUAGUUUCAGCAAUGAGCACUUUAAUACCUCCAGUUCCAUUAGCUAACCAAGAAAACCAAUUUCGAGCGGAUUACAUCAAAAGCAUAGCUCCACUUUCUGAUUUUGACUACACCCAGGAAUUCUUUGAACAUGCAAAAAAGCUCUGGGAUGAUGAAGGAGUAAAGGCAUGCUUUGAGAGAUCAAAUGAAUAUCAACUUAUUGACUGUGCACAAUACUUCCUAGAAAGAAUAGACAGUGUCGGUCUUCCUGAUUACACGCCCACAGAUCAGGAUCUCUUAAGAUGCCGGGUUUUGACUUCUGGGAUUUUUGAGACAAGAUUCCAAGUAGACAAAGUAAAUUUUCACAUGUUUGAUGUAGGUGGUCAGAGAGAUGAAAGAAGAAAAUGGAUCCAAUGCUUUAAUGAUGUCACAGCUAUUAUCUUCGUUGUGGCCUGUAGCAGCUACAAUAUGGUCAUAAGAGAAGACAACAACACAAACAGAUUGCGGGAGUCCUUAGAUCUCUUCAAAAGCAUCUGGAACAAUAGAUGGUUACGGACAAUUUCUAUCAUUUUGUUCUUGAACAAACAAGAUAUGCUUGCUGAAAAAGUCUUGGCAGGAAAAUCUAAAAUCGAAGAUUAUUUUCCCGAAUUUACACGUUACACUGUACCUGAAGAUGCAACACCAGAUGCAGGAGAAGAUCCCAAAGUUACAAGAGCAAAGUUUUUUAUUCGGGAUGAAUUUUUACGAUUAAGUACGGCAACCGGAGAUGGAAAGCAUUAUUGCUAUCCACAUUUCACAUGUGCAAUUGACACAGAAAAUAUUCGGAGAGUGUUCAAUGAUUGUAGAGACAUCAUUCAGAGAAUGCAUCUUCGCCAGUAUGAACUAUUGUAAUUAAGGACACCCUGGAGUCCGUGGUUUUAAGCAUCUUUCUUUCUUGGCUUCCUCAGAUGAAGUAGAGGAAGAGAUAUUAGAUCCAUCUGCCUCCUCAGUUCGUUUGCUUUUAUUAGCUUUUCUAGCCCAGCCCAUGCUUUAGGGACAAUAUGUGUGCUUUAUUUUUAUAUGCCACUUCUUUGUCAUUCCACUGAAGUCUUUGGCUACCUCUGUUUCCUUUGGUUCGGUUGUAAAUUUUUGUUUAUGUUUAAUUAAUUGGACAUAGUCUGCUAAUUUUUUUUCAGCAGACUUGUUACUUCAAGCUGGUAUCUGCUAGUUAGAUGACACUGUGUCAUACCUAGAAUGUUUGUGGAGGGUUCCUUUUGUAUCAUGACACUGAAGAGUACUUGAUAGACAGAAAGGGAAUAAUGCACUUUGCUUCAGAAUUAGAAAAUACUGUUGGAGAUGUAUACAUGCAUGAUGUAGCAGCACUAUGAUAUUUAUUACACUGAGUUUUUAACGAACUGAGUUGCAGGUCAACUGAUGAAGUGACCUCCUCUUCUAAGCCAUUGCUGGCCCAGGAAUAGAGUAGGUAAGCAAUUUUGGGAGGUUUGGAGCUAAGAGUCUCUUUACACCUCAGGCUUUUGAAUUUAGAGCUACUUUUUCAGCCUAUUGCAUUUAGGCAGAAAAUUCACCUUCACAUACCAUAUUUCUUCUGUCCACAAAUGAUUCAAUUAAUUUAGAUCAUUUUGGGGCAUCA
This is a messenger RNA of Protobothrops mucrosquamatus (brown spotted pit viper), 2305 nucleotides long. RefSeq names its product G protein subunit alpha L (gene GNAL). Gene Ontology annotation, biological process: adenylate cyclase-modulating G protein-coupled receptor signaling pathway. Gene Ontology annotation, cellular component: heterotrimeric G-protein complex. Lineage: Eukaryota; Metazoa; Chordata; Lepidosauria; Squamata; Viperidae. Gene Ontology annotation, molecular function: G protein-coupled receptor binding; G-protein beta/gamma-subunit complex binding; GTPase activity. The coding region runs from base 1 to 1566 and encodes 521 amino acids. The record is from RefSeq and is a predicted model, not a curated record. The transcript has 12 exons.